AUGGAAGUGGAUAACAUAUCAAUGGUUGGAGUGAAACCAGGCUUACGAACUCCACAAGACAUUUACAGAUUAGAAUCAAGAAAGCGUUUUGAGAAUAUAAUGCCAGGUUAUUGUCCACCUCCACAUUUAGGAGGGGGUCCAGCACACUCGUUAAUACAAACAUGCUACGUACAAACGUUUGUAACAACAAUGGCCAGCGGAUUUUCUGUCACUCGAGAUACAGUCACUUCAGUAUUAGCUGGAAAAGCAAAUACAGCUACAACGUCUAUUAAUGCGUCGCAAGCUAAUUUCAUUAGGCCACCACCACCCCCAAGCAUUAACUUGGCUACAACAUAUGCGAUACCGACGAACCAACCUGAUCCCUUUAUAAAUUCCGUCAAUUUACCUACGAGCUAUCCGUUGCACAUAGCCGGUACAACAGCGCAAAAUAUGAUUUCAAAAUCACCAUUAGAAAUGGUCCAGAAUGUAAUCAGCAGUCUGCCGUCGAAGUCGGAAACAAAUAAUACGCAACCUACAACAUUACCGCAGAUUGGAAGGCGGACUGGUCCCACCACACCCGGACAGAUAUUGAUAUCAUCUACUGGUCAAAUUAUUGUUUCCAAUAACCAUAUGCCACCACCUCCGCCGAAAACUAGCACGGCCAUUUCCCCCAUACAAGCUUCAAGUACGAUUACAAAUGUAACAACGUCCGUAACGCAAGUUGUUCCCGCAGUUGGCAAUGUUCCGCCCAUUGUGAAUCAACCAACAGUCGUCGUUAAUACGUUGCCGACGCCGUUCGUCUUACAGCCGCCGAUAAUGGCUGUGGACGGACAAGUCAUGCAACAGAAUACAGUGCUACCUCAAAUAGUGACUGGGGGCAUUGUGUCGGGACAGCCUUCGAACGAAAGUCCCCGACAGAUAGAAGUGAAGAAUGGACAAAGCUACGUCCAAGGCGUUGCAAUGCUUUCACCGGAAAGUUUAAAGAAAAAAAACAAAAAGAAAAAGGUACCAGCCCCCAAUAUAACGAACGUCUUGCAAAUAACUGCACCGCAACAAAAUCCCAGCAACAUAAUGGUGCAUCAUUCGUCGCCGCAGCACAAUUCUAGUCCACAAUUCUCGCCGCGUGGUUUCCAGGUGUCGCCUACCAAUAAUAUUUCUCCAACUCCGAUGCUGCAAGCGUUGACUAUUGUCCCUGGAAAAUCUGGAACACCUGCCCACAUAGUUAUGAACGGACAAGGCAACACUAAUUUUGGUUCCCAACAGAUAAUCGCGAAUACGUCUCCAUCGCAGCAGAUCAAUCUGUUGCAACCGGUCAAUUUAAUUAAUAACACAACAAGCGUUAUGUCCAAUUUCCCCGCCUUCCAGCAAUUCAUUGUGCCAAACCUCGGCGGAAUGGUUAUGACGGCUGAUGGAACGGCUAUAAUCCAAGAUAAUUCAACAGGAAUGCCUGUCCAGUUGCAGCUGCAAACAGUUAACGGACAAAAUGUAUUGACACCAGUUCAAAAUACUGGAGUGUUUGGACAAAAUGUAUUGACACCAGUUCAAAAUACAGCGGGAGCCAACAGCGGUGUUGUGAUCAGAGCACAAAAUCAACAAGGAAAGAUUAUCCAAUCGCAGCACAGUCCGGGCGCUCAGUUUCUGUCUCCUAAUAGCCAGGUUAUGAUGAACAGUCCCAACUUUAAUGGCCAGCUUAGUCCCUUACUUGCCAAUUUGAGUCCAACAAACGUAACAUUUAAUACGAGUCCACAUCAAGUGAGAACGGGAAACGUACAAACGCAAGAAUUUAUACAGACCAAUCAAAUGGGACAAACCUUGAUGGUUCCAUUGUCGCCGAAACAGGUCUCACUGACAUCAGCGACAAACAACAGAAGCAAUUCAACUUUCGUGCAACAAAACACCACAAUAGUUCAGCAACAAACAACUUUGGUAUCAAACUCGCAUAACUCGCAGAUGUCGUGCCAAGCUAAUUUGCAUGGCGGCAAUUCUUCACGUCUGAGCAUAGACCCUAAUCUUCUCCUCACUCAUAAACAAAUAACAAAUCAAAAAGGUAGAAGCUUUGUUCAAAUAUCUACUGAGAACAAUCAAAUUGACGAAGUAAAAGAUGAUAAACACACGCCGCCGGCAUUCGGACAGUUGCAAUCGAAUGAGAAUGAAAGAAAAAUUGAAAACGAGGGAUACGCUAAAUUUAUGAACGAGUUCAAUCCUUUGAUCGGGCAGGGUACAUUUAAUUCACACGUGAGACACUCGGUGUCGACUCAGACUUUAGUCAAUCAACAAAGGGGCAAAUCACCAAACAGCCAGGCGGUUUCUGGUAGCAGUCCCCCGGACACAACUACGCACAGUCCUUUAGGCGCUUUGGAAACCGCUUCUAGUCCGCGCGUGUACGGCGCCAGAUGUAUGUCGACGCAAGGCAACUAUGCAGACACUACUACCAAGUCGCCGGAGCCCGCAGACGUGAACUCCUCGGCCAUGGUACAGUGUGUGUCUAGCAGCGAGCAAGAUAUGGCCGAAUCAAGGGAACGGGGUUGGCCGACGCCGCGAAGCGACAUUAACUCCGAUAACGAAAUUCCAACUCUGAUGUCAAACGUGCCCAUAGUACGUCCUAGUCGGCCAAUGAAUUCAGUGGAAACAUCCGAGAUGCACUACAACCAAAACAUGGGAACACCUAAUUUAAACAAUCAACAUGUUAUGCCGAUGUCCUCUAAUUAUUAUGAAAGAGCCCAGGGCUAUAAGAGGAAACACGAAUUUGGCGACGGCUCCUCCUAUAGAACGGAUAAAUUGAUGAGAACAAACUACAGUAUGGUACAUGGUCUACCUAAAGAUUCAGAAUACGACGGAUUAGGAAUUAGUUCCCCAGAUAAAUCUCAAAGGCACUUCUCUACUUCGGGGACCAGUUCGGAUUCACCUUCAAUGCAGAAAGUAUUCGAUAGACAUAAUUUAGGUUCUGGCGAUGAUUCGAAGAGCGAGGACGAUUUGGACGAAAAAGGGGGUGAGGUAUCUAGUGAAAAAGCGACGCGCAAGUUUGAGGUCGGGGACCUUAUUUGGGGCCCGGUGAAAGGGUACAACUCGUGGCCAGGGAAGCUGGAGGCCCGCUGCGAAGAUGGGAAAUGGAGCGUGCGUUGGUUUGGUGCCGACAAGACGGCGGGCUGUGUGGAACAUUCUAGACUGCUCACGCUCAGCGAGGGCCUGGAGGCGCACCACGCCGCGCGCACCAAGCACAGGAAGAGUAGAAAAUUGAAUUCUUUGCUCGAAAAUGCGAUACAAGAAGCAAUGGCGGAGCUAGAUAAGAAGUGCGAUAAAAACAUGGAAAGGAAAACCGAGGGCGAGGAUUCAGAUGUCGGAAUAUCGAUUACAGAUACACCUAAAAGAAGCAGGAAACAUGACAAGUUAAGGAGCAAAGAAAAGCAUAGAAAGGCUCCAGCGAAAGUGGAUAGCUCGAGGUCACGAAGCUCGCGAUGA
Parnassius apollo (apollo) is the source of this 3438-nucleotide messenger RNA. Lineage: Eukaryota; Metazoa; Arthropoda; Insecta; Lepidoptera; Papilionidae. The record is from the annotation of a GenBank genome assembly.